AUGCAUUCGGUUCCGGUGGCGUUGAGAACCCAGACAAGCCCGAGGUAUACAGCCGGCCCCUCGGCGAUGGGGUGGGCCCCGAGGCCCGGGUGCAGACUCGAGUUCAGGUCUUACUGUAACAGAAAUCCAUUGGCAUCACACGCGUGCAGUUUACAGGAUCGGGACUGCGGCUCGGGUCAGACCGUGCAAACACUCCAGGCAACGUGA
Messenger RNA from Colletotrichum siamense, 207 nucleotides. RefSeq lists its product as uncharacterized. The record is from RefSeq and is a predicted model, not a curated record. The transcript is spliced from 2 exons. Lineage: Eukaryota; Fungi; Ascomycota; Sordariomycetes; Glomerellales; Glomerellaceae. Bases 1 to 207 code for a protein of 68 amino acids.